UUGACAUAGAUUUUGCAGUAACUCAAAACAGUCGUUUUGUUUUUGUUUUUAACUUUGGUGCGAUCCAUCAUCAGGAUUUAAAAAUAAAAUGCUAAUGUCACUUUGAAAAAGCAAUGGAACCUGAUUGGAGGAUCAAACAAAGCGUUAAAAGCUAAGAAUCUUGUUUAUUAGGAAAUAGAAUCAAUCUUGUUUAAAAAAUGGAUGGCUUGCCUUUUACCAAAUAGUGGAAUAUUAAGGUCACUACAGUGAAGAGAUUCCAUUACAAAAGCCAACAAAAGAAGAUCAACAAUAGCCUCUCCGUGGAUAUCUUCUAUUUAAUCCCCUUUGCCAUGAGCUCAGUUUCUCUAUUACACAACCAUGAACACCAUCAUCACAGUUCUCCUGUUUCUGAUCCCAGUUUUCCUUCUCCUAACCAAGAGAAAAAGAUCACCGCAAAGGGUUCCUCCAGGUUCACUCGGACUACCGCUCAUAGGUCAAAGCCUCGGCCUUCUCAGGGCCAUGCGAAGCAACACGGCAGAAGAAUGGCUUCGGAAGAGGAUAAGGAAGUACGGUCCAAUAUCGAAGAUGAGAUUAUUUGGGAAACCAGCAGUUUUCAUCUAUGGUCAGGCUGCAAACAAGUUUGUAUUCGCCAGUGACAGCAGCAACAUUGUUAACCAGCAAGUCAAGUCGGUUAGUUCGAUUCUGGGUGAUCGAUGUAUCUUGGAAUUGACCGGAGAAGAUCAUAAGCGAGUUAGAGAUGCUCUUGUUACAUUCUUGAAACCUGAAUCAUUGAAACAGUAUGUUGGGAAGAUGGAUGAAGAAGUCAGGAAUCACCUUGAGAUGCAUUGGCAUGGCAAGCAACAAGUCACGGUUUUACCAUUGAUGAAGACCCUUACAUUCAACAUAAUCUGUUCUCUUCUAUUCGGAGUCGAAAGAGGAACAAGAAGAGAUAAACUUGCCAAUGAUUUUCGAUAUAUGAUAGAAGGAAUGUGGUCGGUACCGGUUAAUUUGCCUUUCACACGCUACAACCGGAGCUUGCAGGCGAGUGCAAGGGCCCAGAAGUUGUUGAAAGUUCUCAUUGGUGAGAAGAGAGUAGAUCUAGAGAAGGGUGCUUCACCUCGCCAAGACCUCAUCACUUGUCUGCUUAGCAUUCGCAACGAGAAGGAUGAACAAGUCAUAUCCGAGAAAGAGAUUAUUCACAAUGUUAUGCUCAUCAUGGUUGCAGGAUAUGAUACUUCGUCUGUUCUUCUCACGUUCUUGUUGCGCCUUUUCGCUAAUUAUCCUACCAUAUAUGCAGCUGUUCUUCAAGAACAAGAUGAGAUAGCAAGGAGGAAGCCUAAUGGGGAGCUUCUGACAUGGGAAGACCUUGCCAAGAUGAAAUACACAUGGAAAGUAGCCAUGGAAACUCUAAGAAUGUUCCCACCAAUCUUUGGUGGUUUCCGGAAAGUUGUAAAAGAUAUUGAGUACGGUGGAUAUUUCAUUCCAAAGGAUUGGCUGAUUUUCUGGGUUACCGGCAUAACACAAAUGGAUGAUACUAUAUUUCCGGAACCAUCAAAGUUCAAUCCAUCGAGAUUCGAGAAUCCAGCUUCACUGCCACCUUACUGCUUCAUUCCAUUUGGUGGGGGACCUCGGAUAUGUCCAGGAUACGAGUUUGCAAGGAUUGAAACCCUUGUUUCAAUUCAUUAUCUGAUUACUCGGUUCACUUGGAAGUUACUAUGUUCAGAUAACUCUUUCAGCAGGGAUCCAAUGCCAGUCCCAACUAAAGGAUUACCAGUUCAAAUCAGUCCUAGAAAACUGCCCUAAUAUUGUAGUCUCUUGGUAGCUUAACUUACAAGAUUCCUGUUGCAGAGAAAAUGAGCUUUAUUUUGUUCACAUAUUUAGGUAGGCCAGUAAAACACAGUAGGAAUCUCGGAAUUAUAUCAUUGGUCGGAAUGGCAUUUCACUACUGAAAAUGUUUCCCGACAAUGUCCGAAUCUCUAGAAGUUUCCCACAAAUACUCGCAUCUAACGUAUGUCAUUAAAUAAGCAGACACUACAGCUCCAUGCAUAAAACUAAUAUUUGACUAAAAGAAUGGCUUUCAUAGUUUUAUCAGCAUCAAUGUUCGAUUUUCUAUCAUAUCUAUAACAGUUGAUACCUGAAA
Gossypium raimondii (Peruvian cotton) is the source of this 2119-nucleotide messenger RNA. RefSeq names its product cytochrome P450 716B1. NCBI's taxonomy places the organism in Eukaryota, Viridiplantae, Streptophyta, Magnoliopsida, Malvales, Malvaceae. Bases 358 to 1782 code for a protein of 474 amino acids. The record is from RefSeq and is a predicted model, not a curated record. The transcript has 4 exons. Gene Ontology annotation, biological process: sterol metabolic process. Gene Ontology annotation, molecular function: monooxygenase activity; iron ion binding; heme binding.